AGAGGGUGGAAUUCGGGAUUUGGGAUGUGAGCGAGAAGGAUGGCGAUAUUUUCAAUUGUGGAAACAGCCGUUCCAUUAUCGUUCCAUUGCAAAUGCACAAACACACACACACACACACACACACGCUCGUGCAGUUUGCGCUUCACUAUGUGUGCGUGUGGACCAAAUGCAACAACAAUAAAAACGCGCAACUCAAAUUGUUAACAAAGGUCAUCUAUGCGCAAUCAAUUUUGCGCCAUGCGACAGCUGCACAUAGUUUCUUUUGACUAAGCAAUCAUUUAUAACUUUUCCCAGUAGUAGUGCCAAGUUCAUAACUGAUGGAGUGUGCUGUCAAUUUGCAUGUUGUGGAGCCAUUGAGUUUCAAGGUCGCGCUAAUUAAAUACUCGUUACAAGUGAUGCCAAAAGUAACAAAUAUUUUAACAGAACGUAUUAAGUUAAUAUGAUCCACGAAAAACACUCUUUUAAACUCUAAAAAACCAGAAGCACGUCAAAAAGAUGUUCAUAAAUGGUAUUUUAAAAUAUCAUACAACUGACCUGUUUUAUUCCUCAUCACUGGCCAUUAGUUGAUAACAAACAGGUGGACUUCUAUCAUAUCCUGCUGCAUUUUUUCCUUAGCCAGUCAGGAUUUAGAACUUGCACACAAUGCGACAGCUAAAAGAGCGAAAUCGGUGCAAUCGGUCUGUUCGGCAUCUGAAAAUUCAGGGCAAGAUCUGGUUGAAAAAUCUUAAAAGCGGCUUGGAUCAAAUUCGAGAAAGCCAGGUGCGAGGAACGCGUAACAACUUCCUGCACGAUGGCUCCUUCCAUGAGGCAGUUGCUCCCGUUUUGGCGGUGGCCCAGUGCUUUUGCCUGAUGCCCGUGAGCGGAAUUGGUGCUCCAACGUACAGGGGACUAAGCUUCAGCCGGCGCAGCUGGCGUUUCUGGUACAGCUCCUUGUACCUCUGCUCCACGUCGGUGGAUCUGGCCUUCAGCAUCCGCCGGGUGGCCCACAGUGUGCUGGAUGUGCGCAGUGUAGAGCCCAUCGUUUUUCACGUGAGCAUCCUGAUCGCCUCCUGGCAGUUCCUGAACCUGGCCCAACUCUGGCCCGGAUUGAUGCGCCACUGGGCGGCGGUGGAGCGGCGGCUACCCGGCUACUCCUGCUGCCUGCAACGGGCACGUCCUGCCCGUCGCCUCAAAAUGGUGGCCUUCGUGCUGCUGGCGGUUUCACUGAUGGAGCACCUGCUGAGCAUCAUUUCGGUGGUGUACUACGACUUCUGCCCACGAAGAAGGGAUCCCGUGGAAUCCUAUUUGCAUGGCACCAGCGCCCAAUUGUUCGAGGUGUUCCCCUACUCCAACUGGCUGGCCUGGCUGGGCAAGAUCCAGAACGUGCUGCUCACCUUCGGCUGGAGCUACAUGGACAUAUUCCUGAUGAUGCUGGGCAUGGGUCUCAGCGAGAUGCUGGCCAGGCUGAACCGCAGCUUGGAGCAGCAGGUGCGACAGCCCAUGCCGGAAGCCUACUGGACGUGGUCACGCACUCUUUACCGCUCCAUAGUGGAGCUCAUACGGGAGGUGGACGACGCCGUGUCCGGUAUAAUGCUGAUAUCCUUCGGCAGCAAUCUGUACUUCAUCUGCCUGCAGCUCCUCAAGAGCAUCAACACCAUGCCCUCCUCCGCCCACGCCGUCUACUUCUACUUCUCGCUGCUGUUCCUGCUCAGCAGAUCCACGGCGGUGCUCCUCUUCGUGUCGGCGAUCAAUGACCAGGCCAGGGAACCACUGCGUCUGCUGCGCCUUGUGCCGCUCAACGGAUAUCAUCCGGAGGUCUUCCGCUUCGCCGCCGAACUGGCCAGCGAUCAGGUGGCGCUUACGGGCCUCAAGUUCUUCAAUGUCACCAGGAAGCUCUUCCUGGCGAUGGCGGGCACGGUGGCCACCUAUGAACUGGUGCUCAUUCAGUUUCACGAGGAUAAAAAGUCCUGGGACUGCUCGCCCUCCAAUCUUGUUUAGACGCUCCAAAUAUAUAUCAUUAUAUGUAUAUAUCAAUCUAUAGAUUGUGCAAAUUAACAGACUGCAUGCUGCACUACCUCAUUCACAAUCAGUUGGCACACUUUUCCUGGUGGAUUAUCUCAUGUCACUCAUACGCCGCGUUGCCAUGCAUAUUCAUGAGCAACAGCAGAGUCCUUUGAAUAGUUAAUUACAUCGAUUGGGGGUUACACAUAAUAUGUUAUUUACCCGCACAUUGGCACAGUUAAUGGCAAUUAAAACACUAUGCUACACAGCUGCGAGGAGUCCAUGCUGGAACCAGUUUCCAUCCAGCCAGCCAUCAUCCAUCCAUCUGCCCGCUUUCCACUUUUCAUUUUCGUUUUCAUUUUCAUUUGCGGACCAUUUACUUUGGUAAUCCAGUAUAAGUAUGUGAUGCAAUUGCUGGCCAUAAAUGGCGCACGCUUCCUAGGCACACCGAAAUGCGUGCACAGCGAUUGGAUUCGAUGUGAACCAGUUGGCCAAAUGCCAAUGCCGAUUGCUCCUCGGCUCUGCAGCUCUGCAGCUUCGCAGCUC
Drosophila simulans is the source of this 2526-nucleotide messenger RNA. RefSeq names its product gustatory receptor 5a for trehalose (gene Gr5a). Gene Ontology annotation, molecular function: sweet taste receptor activity. Gene Ontology annotation, cellular component: membrane. The record is from RefSeq and is a predicted model, not a curated record. Gene Ontology annotation, biological process: sensory perception of sweet taste; detection of chemical stimulus involved in sensory perception of taste. The coding region runs from base 643 to 1977 and encodes 444 amino acids. The transcript is spliced from 8 exons. NCBI's taxonomy places the organism in Eukaryota, Metazoa, Arthropoda, Insecta, Diptera, Drosophilidae.